Messenger RNA from Eupeodes corollae, 1091 nucleotides. Its product is annotated as seminal metalloprotease 1-like. Bases 86 to 880 code for a protein of 264 amino acids. The transcript is spliced from 2 exons. Lineage: Eukaryota; Metazoa; Arthropoda; Insecta; Diptera; Syrphidae. The record is from RefSeq and is a predicted model, not a curated record. Gene Ontology annotation, biological process: proteolysis. Gene Ontology annotation, molecular function: metalloendopeptidase activity; zinc ion binding.
UUUAAUUUCUGACAAAUUGGAUGUGGAAUAUCGAAACUUGUUGUCGUUAAAAUAUUUAUACUUUUGUAGUUUUGACUCAACUCAAAUGAUGACUAAUAUUUGGAGAGUUUUGGGAAUGUUGCUGUUUAUUUUGAACUUUUCCAUCGGAUAUCCAUCAAGUGGAGUAGAAAAGGACUCUCGCAAAGUCGUAUUACAAGAUCCUGAAGAAUCGGGAGGAUUUUUUGAAGGUGAUAUAGAUUUGACAGAUGAACAAUUGCUAGGACUACGAUCAAGAAAUGGUUUGAUUGCACGAUCUAAACGUUGGCCUAACAAAUUGGUCGUUUACAAAAUCAGUCCGCAGUUUGAUCCUAUUCAUAAGUCAUACAUACAAAAAGCAAUUCGAACAAUUGAAGCUGCAACUUGUGUACGUUUCCGGGAGGCUACCCCAACAGAUACAAAAUACAUCAACAUAACAGCUGAAGACACUGGAUGUCAUUCACAAGUUGGCUAUUUGCAAAAAGUCCAAAGAAUGAACCUCCAGAAAUUCCCCAUCGACGAAGGUUGUUUCCGAAUGGGAUCGAUUUUGCAUGAAUUCCUUCACACCCUCGGUUUUUAUCAUCAACAAAGUGCCUCCGAUCGGGAUGACUACAUCACAGUGGUCGUGGAGAACAUAACUCCUGGUAUGGAAGAUAAUUUCCGGCAACAAACCGCAACUGAGAAUUUCGGAAUAGCUUAUGAUUAUAAUAGCGUCUUGCAUUAUAGUAGUAUGGCAUUUUCGAAAAACGGUAAAAAGACCAUAAUAACUCGUGAUCCGAAAGCUGUAAUCGGCCAAAGGAAGGCUUUGAGUGCAAAGGACAUAGCCAAAUUGAACACAAUGUAUUUAUGCCCAAUGCAAACUUAGCUUUUAAAUAGUUUUUGCGUCAUUUAUGUGUUGUCUAUAAGCUCUGAGGAUUAAGUUUAUAAAAUUCUUAAUAUCAGAUUUGUUGGAAUAAUUUUAUGGUGGGUUUAGUGGGAAAAAAACACGAUAGAAUUAACGCCAUUCUGAUAGUUUCUAGUUAUCUCUUUAAAAAAAAUGUCAAGCAGUGGAAAAAUAAAAAUGAAUUUAGUACAAA